Hylaeus volcanicus is the source of this 2660-nucleotide messenger RNA. Its product is annotated as ankyrin repeat domain-containing protein 39-like. The transcript is spliced from 4 exons. The record is from RefSeq and is a predicted model, not a curated record. Bases 811 to 1377 code for a protein of 188 amino acids. Gene Ontology annotation, molecular function: protein binding. NCBI's taxonomy places the organism in Eukaryota, Metazoa, Arthropoda, Insecta, Hymenoptera, Colletidae. Gene Ontology annotation, biological process: negative regulation of biosynthetic process.
AUAUUUAAAAAAAUGAUAAAUUGGCAAAAUCACACAUACGCUCACCAUUGUAUUAUUUCCUAGACUUAUUAGUUUAUUUUAUUUUAUGUUAAUUAUAAGAAAAAUGAGAUAUUAAAUCAGUGUUCGUUUAACCAAUGAGAUUAUUGGUGAAUUCUGUUUGUGUGCACCAAAUUAACCAAUCACUGUAAAGUUUUAAUGCAAUUAAACAACAACUAUUGCAUGUAAUUUUAAUUGAAAAAGAUUACAGAUCCAUGUUGUUUAAUAUUAUCAAAAUUUAUAAACGUUAACCAGAGGUUAUAGUUUAGGGUAUGCGCACUUUCGUAAUUUUUGUAUGUGUUGCAUCGUACACCUAUUCUUUUGCGAUUGAGAUUUAACUUUGAAAUAAUUACGUACAAGACUUCUUUUAGAUUGAAAAUCCUCGACAGUGCUCGAUGUAAUAGUUUAUUUUCUCAAUCACUCUUGAUAAUCACUGUUAAAUCACAACAAAAUUUUUGGUUAAGUAUCGUAUCAAGACAUUGGAAUUUCGUACAUGUUAUCAGCAUCAGACAUAGAACAACUGACUCGUUUUGCUUCUGGGGGAUAUUGCGAUGACUCGACAAUAGUAUACUUGCAACAUCCUUGUGUGAUAUUAACAGCUUUAGAGGUUCUUGGUUAUAAAGUCGUCGCAUCCUCGAGUACCAGUGUUAAACAAGACUAUAAUGAAUACAUGUGGACUAUGAGAAAAGAUUUUACCGAGCCUGAACCCGAACCUGUUAUUAAGGCAGGCAGGUGAGAUUUAUUCAGAUACUCGUGACUACGCACACGAUAAACAUGGAACACAGUCAUGGACAUAAUGAUCAGAAUGUAUGCUGCAGUUCGGGUAACGACCUCGGUAUUCGUCAAUCUCUCGUAGAAAUGGAGUUUGAACGUGGUAUAUGGUAUGCAGCGCAAUAUAACGAUUUGGACCGUGUGAAAACCUUGCUGAAGAAAGGUAUUUCAGCCAAUGUCGAAGAUUCCGCGGGAUAUACAGCCUUACAUUACGCAUCUCGAAACGGACAUUACGAAAUGUGCAAAAUAUUGUUGGAGAACGAUGCGAAAGUUAAUGCACGGACUCAUUGUGGGCACGCUACUGCUCUGCAUAGAGCAGCAAUGCAAGGUCACGUUAACAUUGUUCAACUUUUAUUGAAAUCCGGCGCAGACUCUAAUUUAAAAGAUGUAGAUGGUUACACUGCUUUACAUAGAGCAUUUAUAGGUCGUUCGGAGUCUGUUUGCAAGCUUUUGAUACCAUGCACAAACUUAACAUUGUUGAGUAACAAUCAACAAAGUGCAGAACAAUUGGCAAAGGAAAACUGUCCUAACAUCUUACCAUUUUUAUCCGAAUACAUAAAUACAGAAUGAUAAAUGAAGGACAAUCAAUAAACCAUACAGUUUAUUUACCACAAGAAGGUGAAUGUAUAAAAACAAAAUCGUAGAAUCAAAAAAAAAAAAAAACUCGAGCAUAUUAGCAAAGUUAAAGAAACUAUCAGUGUGAAUAAUAUACAUAAAUGUAUUUUUAAUGUUAAUAAAUUCUCCUGACCCCUAUGUAUAAAAAUUGUUGGGAACGCUAUGAAAAAUAAAUUCGCAAAGUAAAUGUAUGUACACUGAUAAAUAUCUUGAAAACUUAAUGUGACGAAUAAGAGUAAAGAUAUAUUCGAUACCGUUCUUUCGAUAAUUACGAUACAAAUAAGAAAAAAAGUUGUCGAAAAAUACAAUCGUCGACUAAUAAAUGUAUCAGUUAUCCUUCUUUGUUACAUAUACUCAUCGUUUAAAUUAGCUUGACAAUUUGCCCGUUACCGAACUAAAUAAUUAAUAUGCAUCAAGCUUCGUGAAGUUUCAUUUUACGACAUAGGACGAUACUUUUUCUUCGUAAUAGAGAAACGAAUACCGAUAAGAAAGGAAUGCACGCGUUAUUCGAUCAAGCGAUAAAGGAAUAAAUUUACAAAUAAAGCCGAUGGAUGUGCGUCGUUGUAUUCGUCUCGUUCCAUGUGCUCGUCGCCCGUCGGCCGUCGGAACGGAGAGGGGUCGUGCACUUGAUAUUGAAUCGUUCGUGCCCGGUCGUUUCCUCUCGGCGAGGCUCGGUAAUCGUCGUGAAAAUUCGACGGUACUCGAUGAGUUGCGGUACGCGGAGCGCAGUACGGCCGCCGGAGCCCCCUCGCGAUAAACGGUGCUGCCACCUACCGGAACACCUCCCGUCUUCUGUACGACUGCAAUCGUUGCAUGGAGUCAGUCGUUUCACGAAUACCGCGGGUGGUUUGCGCGAAGGCUCGCCGCCGCCUUUAGCCGUUCCGCGACGGGAUCGUCCGUCGUUUCGCGGUCCGAGGUUUCGUCUGCGUGUCUUCGACCACCUUUUCCCGCUUUGGAAUUCCGGUGCGAUUUUGCUCGUCGAUUUGAGUGACAAUCGCGAGCGAUGUAACCGUGCCCUGACGUCACACGGCUAAUCAAGUGCACACACGAACGCAAACACUGGCGCGCGCGCGCCUGCCACUCGUGUCCGUAUACAGUGUAUACUAUACACGGACGGCCUGCGUAGCUGCGUGCAGUAUACUACGUGCGAACACGUAUAGGGCCGUGCACACGAGCGAAACCGAUAGAGCUCGAAGAAGAGGGAAACAGCGUGAUCACGAAAGAUAGAGGAGAAAGAA